AUGGAGUCUUGCUCUGUAGCCCAGGCUGGAGUACAGCGGCAUGAUCUUGGCUCACUGCAAGCUCCACCUCGGGGGUUCAUGUCAUUCUCCUGCCUCAGCCUCCCAAGUAGCUGAGACUACAGCUGCCUGCCACCACAUCCGGCCUUUUUUGUAUUUUUAGUAGAGAUGGGGUUUCACCGUGUUAGCCAGGAUGGUCUCGAUCUCCUGACCUCAUGAUCCACCCACCUUGGGCUCUCAAAGUCCUGGAAUUACAGGCAUGAGCCACUGCACCCGGCCCAAAAGCUUUGUGUUUUUACAGAUAUUAGACAUGUUUCUUGUUUAAGAAAAAAAAUCUUAACGAAAACAUAGGAGAAUAAGAGAAACAUUUUUCCAAAAAAGAGAAAUCAUUGUGAUUAUUUUAUCUUAUUAGAAUGUUGGAUAAUAUAGUCUGCUUCAUUAAUCAUCAAGCAUGCUAUGCAUUUUCCAUUUUUAUAGGAUCUGUAUCUCAGUUAAGAUAAUACUGGUAAUUUUUGUACUGUAAUCAAAGAUGAAAAAUGUAGGCCAAAAUCAUAGACCUUGCAUAGAAGCUGGAUAAUGAAGACAGCUAUGGAGAAAAACAUAGAUACGCACACACGGACACACAUAUAUAUAAAGUAUACACACAUAUAUUUUUUAAAGUUUUAAAGCUGUUAAAGCAAAAGCUGGCCCCUCUUCUCUUCCAGAGUGGGAGGCCUCUCCCCUCUCUUAGAGUGGGUGCGGAGAGCGGUCGCAUGGGCAGCUUUCCUUGUGAGCCACAGGGCCCUCUGGACACGCUGCUGUCUGGCCACGCCCCCUUUCCCUUUCAUCUUUCUCAUUGACCAAUGGGCUUGGAGCAUUAAGGCCACACCCCUAUUCCGCAUUCUACUGGGGCCCUGGUUACGCCUCCUCUGGCUCAGUCACACAGCUGCCUGGAAGGUGACUGGAGGCCUUGAUCGGUUCUCAUUGCGAUUUUGCUGCUGUGGCCCCAACCCUGCCUCCCUCCCCACCCUGCGAUGGCAGAAGAAACUCAACACAACAAAUUGGCUGCAGCCAAGAAAAAGGUAAAAACGCACUAGGUCAUAGCCCCUCAACCCAGCCACAGAUCCCCUCUGAUGACAAGACCCCUGCCAGAGUCUAUACGACUCCUGAGGCACACUGGACUGGUCCCCCCAACCCCGGUGCCUUGGGCUACCCCCAUCAAAGUUUUGUCAGUCAGCCCCACCCCUUCAGAAAGCAGCCCAGUCCUUGCCCUCGCCAAUCACCCCAGGGUGACUUUGGGUGGGUGACUCCUGGGGCUUCCCGCUCCGUUACUGGGCCCUCAUCUCCUGCCGCCCCAAGCUUGAUCUCCCUGGGCUCUUUGGGCUCUCAUCUCUGAGGAGCCAGGCCCCACCCUCGCCAAUCAUCCCUGGGUGACUUUGGGCUGGUGACUCCUGGGGCUCCCUGCUGCAGACUCUGCCCUCCCCUCCUGCUGCCUCAAGGUCGACCUCCCUGGGUUCUUUGUGCUGGCGUCUCCAAGGAGCUGGGUCCCAACCCUGUGCUUCCCUCCCCCAUCGUGGAGCAGCGACUUAGACAUGGUGCUGACAUGGUCCCUCCCCCCGACCAGGAGGAGUGGAAUGUUGUGAUGUCACAGCCCACCUAGUAACUGCCGUUACUGCAAGACUGGCCUUUGAUCUUAUGACCCAGUCCCCUAAGCGUUCUCACCUCGUUUCUGGUUCCUCUGGUCACAGGACAAAUUUCCAGCUGGAAGGGGAAUGGAGACUAUGGGACCUAGGAGCAAGAGGUUCCAGGCUGCCUCACUCCCUUACAGAUGUUGACGGUGGGAAAAGCCUACACUUCCCCCAUGAACUCAAAACAUUGACGUUAAAAGAAUAUUGGCAGAAAAACAGCCCUAGAGUUCCAGCAGGAGCGAACAGGAACAGGAAAACAAAUGGCAGUAUCCCUCAGACAGCCACUUCUGGUGGUUGCCAGCCACCUGGGGAUUCAGCAACAGGUUUUCACAGGGAAGGCCCUACAUCAUCUGCUACCCUGAAAGAUCUGGAGAGCCCGUGCCAAGAACGAGCAGUAGUCCUGGAUUCAAGGUCCGUAGAAAUCAGUCAACUGAAGAACACCAUCAAAUCUUUGAAACAACAGAAGAAACAAGUGGAACAUCAGCUGGAAGAAGAAAAGAAAGCAAACAACAAGAAACAGAAAGCCAAAAGGGUGCUAGAGGUUCAACUCCAGACAUUGAACAUACAGAAAGAGGAACUAAAUACGGACCUGUACCACAUGAAACGUUCUCUCAGAUACUUUGAAGAAAAGUCCAAGGAUCUGGCUGUCCGCCUGCAACAUUCAUUGCAGCGUAAAGGAGAGUUAGAGAGUGUUCUCUCUGAUGUCAUGGCCACACAGAAGAAGAAGGCAAACCAGUUGUCCAGCCCCAGUAAAGCAGGUACGGAGUGGAAGUUAGAGCAGUCCAUGCGGGAGGAGGCACUACUGAAAGUGCAGCUGACACAGUUGAAGGAGUCAUUUCAACAAGUCCAAUUAGAAAGAGAUGAGUAUUCUGAACAUCUAAAAGGAGAGAGGGCCCGGUGGCAGCAGAGGAUGAGAAAAAUGUCGCAGGAGAUUUGCACAUUAAAGAAAGAGAAGCAGCAAGAUAUGCGUCGGGUAGAGAAGCUGGAGAGGAGCUUGUCCAAACUCAAAAACCAGAUGGCUGAACCCUUGCCCCCGGAGCCCCCAGCAGUGCCCUCUGAGGUGGAGCUGCAGCACCUGAGGAAGGAACUAGAGAGAGUGGCAGGAGAGCUCCAGGCCCAGGUCAAAAACAAUCAGCGCAUAAGUCUCCUGAACCAGCGACAAGAAGAGAGGAUUCGGGAGCAGGAAGAGAGGCUUCGGAAGCAGGAGGAGAGGAUUCAGGAGCAGCACAAGAGCCUUCAGCAGCUGGCCAAGCCACAGAGCGUCUUCGAGGAGCCGAACAAUGAGAACAAGAGCACACUGCAGUUGGAGCAGCAAGUAAAGGAGCUACAGGAGAAGCUUGGCGAGGAGCACCUGGAAGCUGCCAGCCAGCAGAACCAGCAGCUAACGGCCCAGCUGAGCCUCAUGGCUCUCCCUGGGGAAGGACACGGAGGAGAACAUCUGGACAGUGAGGGGGAGGAGGCACCUCAGCCCAUGCCGAGUGUCCCAGAGGACCCGGAGAGCAGGGAGGCCAUGAGCAGCUUUAUGGACCACCUGGAGGAGAAGGCAGACCUGAGUGAGCUUGUGAAGAAACAAGAACUUCGCUUCAUUCAAUACUGGCAAGAGAGAUGCCAUCAGAAAAUCCAUCACCUUUUAUCAGAACCAGGGGGCCGUGCCAAAGAUGCGGCACUGGGAGGAGGACACCAUCAGGCUGGAGCUCAGGGAGGAGAUGAAGGUGAAGCUGCUGGAGCUGCAGCAGAUGGUAUUGCGGCUUACAGCAACUACAACAAUGGGCACAGAAAAUUCCUGGCCGCUGCCCACAACUCUGCUGAUGAGCCCGGUCCAGGAGCCCCAGCUCCCCAGGAGCUUGGGGCUGCAGACAAGCAUGGUGAUCUUUGUGAGGUGAGCCUCACCUCCUCUGCCCAAGGAGAGGCCAGGGAGGAUCCUCUCCUUGACAAGCCUACUGCACAGCCGAUCGUGCAGGACCACCAGGAGCACCCAGGCUUGGGCAGCAACUGCUGUGUGCCAUUCUUUUGCUGGGCUUGGCUGCCAAGAAGAAGGAGAUAAACAUCACCAUCCUCAAAGAGCUGCUCAAGAAAUUUUUAAAUAAGAAACCAAGUUAUGGGGUUAAUCUCCUACACAAUUCAUUUACUUCCUUUGAAUGUUAGAGUCACUCAUGAUUAUUUGUGUUUCUAAUUUAUAGUUUUAAGUUUAUUUGUAAAAAGUUAAAAGAGAGUGGGUGUCUGUGGCUCUCACUGAUGUUCACUCUGGCAUCCUUUAGCAUUUUUCUUUUUUAAUUUCAUAAUUGUAGGUCAUUAGCAUGCAUAUCGAGUUUGCCCUUACGUGGUGGAAGUUCAAACACACAAAGACCCACUCUUUGCCCAAAACUGUUCUCGCUGGUUUGGAAUAGGCUGCCAUGCUUUUUUAAUGUUAUUGCAGCAUGUAUAUUCACUACAGAAUUCAGACAAAAUUUGCCUAUGUUCUGCUGUUGUUUGAUCUAAUCUUAAUCACAGUGAGCUCUUCGUUAGCUCAAUAUGUAGUUUGCCCCCAAGUGUGCACUGUUUAUUACUUUGUAAUAUGCCACUAUGAGUACUGACAUUUAGAGUUGUUUAAAGGCCAAGAACUGGAAACAGCCUUUCCUCCAUUUUCUGUGUAUUGGUGAUGGGAGUGAAACCUUUUGGGGGAGCUUUUUAAAUCUCACAGAAGAGGAAAGUGGCUUCCUCUGGCAGGUAUGUGCAGGAUAGAGUGUGUUUCAUCUGUUCCGGUGCCAGGAAUUAGCGGUGUAUUAUGGUGGUGCCCUUAGGAUUUGUAUGUGCUCUGGGCUCAUGAAGAUACUGCAUCAUGAGCUGCAGCAGUUGUACUCUUUUUCGAUGACCUAAAAAGGGCUUAUUUCUGAGGAAUGAAAGGUUCCCAUCGUUGACUGUGGAUGUGGAAAACCUUUCCUAGCUUAGAGCAUUUGUAUCUACAAUACAUUUUAAAGUCAGAGUUCAUGUUACCUGUUUUAAUCGCAUGACUACAUGUCCCAGUACACAAAAGGACACUGGUUGGCAUUCUUCUUAAUGUAUUUAGUGAAGAUCAUAAGAAAUCCUUUAUGAGUUCAAACGUCCCUGGAACAGGCAUACAGGCUCUAGUCAAGAAUGAAUUAGAGUGAAGGAAAGCUGUGUGACACCUGGCAUUCCUCUCUGUUCACGUAUUCUUUGAGGCUUGAAGAUUGAUUUUACCAUCUAGACCUCUUUGGCUAAUACCUAUUCUUCAACCACCUUGGUUACUCUGACAUAGGAAUUUACUUCUUUUUCCUUGAAUGGAAAACACUUUAAAAAAUAAUAGAAACAUUAUUAUAAACUAAUAUAUGUGAGAUACUUAGUUGAAACAAAAAGGAGUUUUAGUAGACGGUAUUAUACUAUCUUUGAAAAUCAAGGAGAAGUUUAUGAAACUUAAAAUGUGUACAAACUGCAGUGCAAUCUACUGUUCGUGAAUGUCAAUGUAUUAUCAGGAAACGUGUCUAUACAAUCACAGAGUUAUAUUUUCUCACAGACUUCUUUACAAAGUGAAAUAUGUUUUUGUACCUCUGGGUUUCUGUUCGGGACAUAUUUUGUGCAAUAUUUAUGUGAUUGUGCCUAUGCAUGAUGAAUGAAUGCAUUUCAGUUAUAUAUUGCCUAAAUCGUAACUUGAUGAUGCUUGGGAAAGACUCAACAGUUAAAACUUCAUGAAGUUCUAAUGUCUGUGUUCCAAAACACAUCACAUUGUUAGGAUGCAGGGAGAUAGGUGUGUGUGCUCCCUGCGGUGGGGAUUUCUAGUUACUAGAUCAUCUCCAUUUUUAGCAUUUGGCAUCCUCAUGAUACUUCUAUAAAUAUGACAUUAACAGGAGAGCAACAGUACGAUUUUACCGAUGGAAUAACAGAUUUGCUGGCAUUCACUGAAAGAGUGCAAAUAUUCGGUCCUUGUGACUUCCACUGACUCUUCCAAAUUUUAUGAAUGUAUCAAUGUAUUAGAUAAACCCAGUUUCAGAAUGAUAAAGAAAAAAUCUUAGACCAAAUAAUGCGGCUAAUUAACAGUGGUACGAUUUGUAGCCCGUGGGUUUAAAAUGCACUUAAAGUCCUGUUCUCGCCUUUUAUUUUCUGAACUUGCCGCUUUUGCAUUCUUUGAGUUCAGUUUAAAGACAGUUACUUUAAGAGCAUUUUAAACCCUCGGGCUAGAAAUCGGACCACUGUUAAUCAGCCACAUUAUUUGGUCUAACGUUUUUUCUUUUAUCAUUCUGAAACUGGGUUUAUCUAAUACAUUGAUAAAUUAUUGCAAAGGUACUUUUAUCGUUGAAAUCACUUCACUUUUACCCUGAUAAAUAUCAGUGACUAGGAAUGACCUUCGGAUAGCGUUUAGCAUCUGUAACCAAUCUGACAAUAAUGUGUUCAUGAGGUGCCUAUGGAUUAAAUCACACACUGGCAUAUUUAAGCUGAAGGUCAGUCUGGAAAAUAAAUUUACUAUAUUGACUGAAAUACCACUCUUUGUAUAGGUAUUUGUCAUAUAUUUAAGAAAAAGCUAAAAAGAAUGGAAAUUGUAUGACAAUAACUCAAGUCUUUCUCCAAAGUGCAUGCAGUCUUUUGCGAUACCUCAUUCAGCCGAGUAUUUGUGCUCUUCCUCAUUCUGUAUAAGGCAGCUUUCAGUUUGCUUAGAAGGCAACAUUGGAAUGUUAGAGUUCAUCAGAAACACAGAAUUUUAAACUGUGAGUUCCACUGAAUACAUUUUAAUUUCUGUAGGAAGAAUCAAAAUACCUAUUUAAAGAUGGCAAUAUAUAAUAAUCAUUUUAAAAGUAUUUGAUUCAACCUGAUAAUUUUCCAGAAAUGAAAAAAAAAAUCAGCUCUAAAACCAAAGCUGAUUUUAGAAAAUUUGAAAAUGUAAAUCAGCCCUAUCCAUAAUAUAGUUUCUCUAAAACUUUAAAGAGUUGUUUUAAAAUAAUAUAACUAUUAAAAUAUGUAACUGCUAUCUUAAUGUUCUGAAAUAAUUUAAAACAUUUUAAAAUAUGAAUACUGUAGUAUAAAAGAAAGAAACAGUGGGAACGAAAAGCAGAGAAAGAAAUGCCAAUUCCAGUCCAAAGUUUUAUUUGCCAAGUUUUCUUAGAAUGAAUUUUACCAGUUUAUGAAUUAUUAUAAACAGAAUGUGUAAUGGAAAUACUGAAAGAUUUUUCCCUAGAGUGGCCUUAUUGACUGCUGGUGUGAUGCCACUGUAAUGUAAUAAAUUAUUAAGUUGUUUGAAUGUGUUGUUUUUGCCUUAAAAUUUUAUUUUGCGUUUCUUGAAAACUAUAGUAUUAAAGGUAUUGAUACUGUGCAAAUGCUGGGCAUGCUUGGCAUGAGAUAAUGUGUUUCAUUUUUACAAAGUUGUAAUAUAACUAUGCAAGUGUUUAUUAAAAACCAAAAUAAAAAAGUUAUGGGUUAAUUAAAAAA
This is a messenger RNA of Homo sapiens (human), 7079 nucleotides long. It is a transcript of the gene GOLGA8M, whose product is annotated as golgin A8 family member M. Gene Ontology annotation, cellular component: Golgi apparatus; cis-Golgi network. The coding region runs from base 1672 to 3708 and encodes 678 amino acids. Lineage: Eukaryota; Metazoa; Chordata; Mammalia; Primates; Hominidae. The record is from RefSeq and is a predicted model, not a curated record. The transcript has 19 exons.